UAAACCAACGGCGUCGAAAUAGUUGCUUUUCUUCCAUGGACGGCUCCCCCACAUUUCCACCUGCUCCGCCACCUCGCCGGCGAUCUCAACUUCUCCGCCACCACCAGAUUCGUGCCCUAGUACUUACUUUCCUUGCCUACUCGGCCUUUCACGCCUCGCGCAAACCCCCCAGCAUCGUAAAGAGCGUGCUCGGCCCCGAUCCACCCAAAUCUACCUCUUCCUCCUCCGCCGCCGGUUGGCCUCCUUUCGAUGGAAAUCGCGGCCCACACCGUCUCGGCGAAGUCGACCUCGCCUUUCUAUCCUCCUACUCCGCCGGCAUGUACAUCUCCGGCCACGCUGCCGAUCGCGUCGACCUCCGCCGCUUUCUCGCCUAUGGGAUGUUCGGAAGUUGCAUCGCUACGGCCGCCUUUGGGUUUGCUUACUGGUUAGACGUUCAUCGGCUUUGGUUCUUUAUCGUUAUCCAGAUUGCGGGUGGUCUCGUACAGUCCAUCGGAUGGCCGUGCGUUGUUGCCGUGGUGACCAAUUGGUUUGGUGAUUCGUCGAGUCGGGGACUCAUUAUGGGGAUCUGGAACUCGAAUACAUCUGUCGGGAAUAUUUUUGGUUCCGUGCUCGCGUCAUGCGUGCUCAAUUUUGGUUGGGGAUGGUCGUUUAUGGUGCCGGCUGUAUUCAUUGGUCUCGCGGGGGUUUUGGUCUUGGCAUUCUUGGUGGCUCAUCCGAGAGAUCUAGCGCUGGAGAAUAUGGAUCAUGGAGUAGAGAUGAACCCUGCGGCUGAAUCUGCUGUUAUUGGUGAUGGAUUGGUGGAGAGUAUGAAUGGGGAAAACUCGCUCGUUUCUGAAGAGAUCGGGCUCCUCCAAUCCGGGCUUACUGAAGGAAAGCAUUACAGUGGCACAGAGGGAGAGGAGGAGCCUAUUGGUUUUUUUGAGGCGUGGAGGCUUCCCGGUGUGGCAUCUUAUGCUUGUUGUCUGUUCUUCGCAAAGCUCGUUGCCUACACCUUCCUCUACUGGUUGCCGUUCUAUAUUCGGCACACAGCGGUUGCCGGAAAGCAUCUCACACACCAAACCUCUGGAAUCCUCUCGACCAUUUUCGACAUUGGAGGCGUCCUCGGCGGAGUUUCAGCCGGUUUCAUCUCAGAUUGCCUCGGCGCGCGAGCAAUCACUUCAGUUAUUUUCCUUAUAUUAUCCGUUCCUUCCCUCAUUUUGUACAGAACGUGUGGAAGCAUAUCAAUGUUUUUCAACGCAGGUUUGAUGUUUCUUUCUGGAUAUUUUGUUAAUGGCCCCUAUUCCCUCAUCACCACGGCUGUUUCAGCUGAUCUUGGGACACAAGGAUUAGUUAAAGGAAGUUCUCGCGCUUUGGCUACCAUUACAGCCAUUAUUGAUGGCACUGGAUCUAUUGGUGCUGCUUUGGGUCCUCUGCUUACAGGAUAUAUCUCAACUUGGGGAUGGAACAUUGUUUUUCCUAUGUUAAUUUUUUCAAAUUUACUUGCAGUGAUGUGCCUUGCUCACAUUGCAAAAUCUGAAUUAAUUAGAAAGAAGAAGCAGGAGUUAUCUUCUACUGGCAUUGUUGCAGAGAGUAGAUAUCAAAUGGAUGCUCCGAUAGUUUUUCUGUGAAGUUUCACAUUCAGUAAGUUUAGUGCGGAGAUGGGUAUAAGCAUUGUUCAC
Messenger RNA from Phalaenopsis equestris, 1658 nucleotides. RefSeq names its product putative glycerol-3-phosphate transporter 5. The transcript has 3 exons. NCBI's taxonomy places the organism in Eukaryota, Viridiplantae, Streptophyta, Magnoliopsida, Asparagales, Orchidaceae. Bases 36 to 1607 code for a protein of 523 amino acids. Gene Ontology annotation, biological process: phosphate ion homeostasis; transmembrane transport. The record is from RefSeq and is a predicted model, not a curated record. Gene Ontology annotation, cellular component: membrane. Gene Ontology annotation, molecular function: transmembrane transporter activity.